AUUCGGCACUCACGUAUCACGUGACCACACCAAAGCGCUCGCUACUGCUUACAACAUGGCGAGUGGAUGUCGGUGCUUGUUUUGGUGAAAGUUCCUCUGUUUCUCCGCGCUUUUUGGUGAACUAAGCCGUUCAUAAACCGAUGGCCACCGCGAAUCCCCGCCACUGUGCCGGGAAAAGUAUCUCCGGCCGCCACACGGACGAAGAGGCAGCCCAGAGCGACGGAGGUAGUGACGGUGGAUCCACAGCAUCGAGUUUCAGCAGCUCCGACUCCUCAGAUGACCUGGAACCAGAAUGGCUGGACGACAUUCAGAAGAACGGCGAGCUCUUCUACCUCGAGUUGAGCGAGGGCGAAGAGGAGGCCGCGUUGGCCCAGCAAGUGAAUCAAGGUGUAUCCACCAAUCAUGUUCGCUUCAGUGAAAAGGAGGCAGAGAUCAUCACAGAGCAAAACAAGAAGCAGCGCUGCGGCUCCCGGGCAAAGGGUGAGCCCACGCUUAAAAAGCUGGCUAGGAUCCUGAGGAGGAAACGGUGGCCCUCACAGCGUAGAGGAGGGAAGGAUGGGUGUAAAGACAGCUCAUCGCCUCCGGCAUCAAUCCUGAAGAACCAGCAAGGCCAAAGGCAGGGUGUGACUGUUCAGCAGCAGCAGCUGAAGGAGGUGUGUGUCUACCUCAAUCCUAAACGUUUAGGAGGUUCUUCGACCCCUCUGUGUGAUGGCGGAGGACUGCUGGAAGCACUGCUGGGUGUGGUGCAUCGCCCUGCCUGGAGCAGAGGUCAGGAAGACCCUGCAGUGCUCACACGGGAGGAAAGACUGACUGUUCAUGGAUUAAUACCAAACAGUCCAGCCAUCAAAUGUGGCCAAAUCCUAAUUGGCGAUGUGCUCGUAGCUGUAGACGAUGUCGACGUGACCUCAGAGAAUAUCGAGAGGGUUCUCUCCUGCAUCCCGGGACCAACGCAGGUGAGGCUGACCUUGGAGACCGUGGCUCCGUUGGACCGGGUCAGCACUGGCGAUGCUUCCCUGAUCCGUAGGACAAAGACCUCUCCUCCAGUCAGCCAGCUGGUGCGCCUGCUGUGGGGCGAGGACACAGCCGAACUUCAGAUGUCCAUAUCGCACAUCCCUCAUAUCGUCAUGUACCUGUCACUCAAACUGGACUCCACAUCGCCACAGGAGGAGGAGGAAGUCUUGUACCAGUACCCUGUGUCUGAAGCAUCCAGCCAGCUGAAAGGAGUGAGGGGGAUCUUCAUCACUCUGUGUGACAUGCUGGAGAAUGUCACAGGCGGGCGGAUCAUCAGUUCGUCUCUCCUACUCGGCAAACAUCUGGUACAUGUUGGCUACUGGAAAGAAAGCAACAAUCUUCUGGUCAUCGGCCUUCCUGCUGAGAGGGUUCCUCUGCUGUAUCUGCAGACCGUGGUAGGAGACGUAGUCCGCACACUAAAAGUGAUGUACGGCUCCUUAGACAGUGCGUUCUGUAAGGUGGACCACGCUCCCAGGUUGGACCAUUUCUUCUGCCUGUUCUUCCAGCAGCUCAUCCAGCCCUCACGUCUGAGGGAAGGCUCCUCCUCGGCACCUCCGCCCGACAUCUCAGGGACUCUCUUCCUGGACGGACUGCCGGCGGUUCGAUGGCUCACGCUGCCUCCAGAAAUCAAGAUGGAGGUGGACACGGUUCUGUCUGACUUUGAGUCUUCUGAUUUUGGAGAAAUGUCUGAGGAUUUUUUCGGCCUGAGGCGUCUGUAUAUAAUCCUCGGCUCCUGUUUGUUCUAUAAGUCCUACCUGAUCGCCAACCACCUGCCUAAGGAGGACCUGCUGGACGUGUGUCUGUACUGCCAGCACUACUGCCUGCUGCCGCUGGCGUCAGAGCAGCGUGUGGGUCAGCUGGUCAUCUGGAGAGAGGUGUUUCCCCAGCAGAGGGCUAAUGGAGCCACGCCGGGCUACAGCCAGCCAGAGGGCCGACACUUCCUCCUCAUUGUGGGGCUGAGACACUUUAUGCAGUGUGUACUGUUGGAAGCAGGCGGCUGUGCUUCUCCAGCUUUGGGCUCUCCUGGACCUGAUUGUGUUUACAUUGAUCAGGUGAAAGCCACCCUGCUGCAGCUGGAGGUGUUGGAGCCAGGUAUCGAAGAGCGUCUGAAUGCUCCGCCUGCUCCCUGCCUGUCCUGCGCCGACUGGUUCCUCCCUGCUGCCACAGCUCGUGACCGGCUCGACAGCUUGGCCUCCUCCUCGCCCGUCUUCAGCAAGCUUGCCGGUGCCGUUAAAGGCUCCUCGUCCGGGUCCAGAGCUCGCGCCCUGUUUGGGGAGAAGUCGUGGAGGGCCAGCCCGCAGAGGAGCUUGUCAGAUAGCGGGAGCGAGGGGCAGAUGGAUGCCGGGUCGGGGUCCAGUUCGUCAGCGGCUCCGGGCCUCAGUCCGCAUUCCACACCGGACUCGGCCAGGAAGCUGGGAGGUCGUCGGGACUCGCUGGGGUCUGGAGGGUCUGAUGGGAGCGGAGGCAGCGGAGGUCUCUUCAAGAUACCCAGGAUGAAGCACCCGAACCCUUUUUACCUGGGGACCCUGAAGAAGACCCUGACUGAGAGAGAAACGGAGGAGAUGUACAACACCAUGAAACUAACAUCGGGUGCAGAGAACACCUUGUUCCACUACGUCCUGAUGGAAACCGUGCAGGGAAUCUUCAUCGCUCCCACUCACAGAGAAGUGGCUCAGCUGAGCGGCUCCAUUCACCCACAGCUCAUUCGCAACUUCCAUCACUGCUGCCUCUCCAUACGAGCCGCCUUCCAGCAGAGUCUGCCAGCCAGGAGCCGCCGUGCAGCAGACAGGCCACAGGGCGGCGGCUGGGGUCUGGGUCCCGUCAAAGAACACGGGGUUCUGUUUCAGUGUAAACCCGAGAACUGGACCGACCAGAAGAAACCUGCUCCCACCAUGACUUACUGGGUCAUUGGACGUAUGCUGCUGGAGCCCGUUCCUCAGGAGUUCUACGUGUGCUUCCAUGACUCUGUGCCCGAGGUUCCCGUGGAAAUGGCCUUCAGACUCUCCUUUGGUUUGGCUUUGUGACCUGUCGCUAUCCUCCUCAGCACCAGAUCAGCGGCAGUGAUGAACAGAAACUUUAAGACUUCGUUUACCAGUAACCGUAACAUUCUCAGGAAGAUAAUUCAAAUUGUGACACCUGUCGAACCAUGCAAGCAUAAAUGUAGGGAGCCUUCAUACAUUUUUUUUUGGCAGUGAUAUUAGGCUGACUGCUAUUUUGUGCCUUAUUGCACAUAUAAAAAAAAUGUGUCUAGGGUCUUUUAUGUGCACAUGAAAAUCCACUCAAGUCAAUCAGGGAAUACCUCAUGACGCCAUAGUGCAGAAACUCAUGCAAGACCUUCCUGCAACAGCAGCUGCGUACAUCUCCAUGCCGACACAGCACACAGGGGUGUAGUGAUGUUUUCACAAACAGUUUACAGUGAAGUAAAAAUGCCUUUCAGUUGCUUAAUUUAAACUUUGUACAGUUUUGUAAGGAAAUUGACUCAUUUGUUACAUUAAUGAAUGAACAUUAAAAAGGAAAAUUAUUUA
Messenger RNA from Oreochromis niloticus (Nile tilapia), 3536 nucleotides. RefSeq names its product inturned planar cell polarity protein (gene intu). Bases 141 to 3035 code for a protein of 964 amino acids. Gene Ontology annotation, biological process: vesicle-mediated transport; establishment of planar polarity; cilium assembly. Lineage: Eukaryota; Metazoa; Chordata; Actinopteri; Cichliformes; Cichlidae. Gene Ontology annotation, cellular component: cytoplasm; cilium. The record is from RefSeq and is a predicted model, not a curated record. Gene Ontology annotation, molecular function: protein binding. The transcript is spliced from 17 exons.